CCGGCUGGCGCUAAUGGCGGCGCCCGCGGAACCGGACGCUGCGGGUGAGGAGGAAGCCAAGGCGGAAGAGGACCCGCGAGUUCUGGAACCCGGGGCCGCCCCGUUCGGAAAUUUCCCUCAUUACUCCCGCUUCCACCCUCCAGAGCAGCGGCUCCGCCUCUUGCCCCCGGAGCUGCUUCGCCGGCUCUUCCCUCCGCGUUCCGAGGCCAGGCCAAUCCUGGGGCUCGACGUGGGGUGUAACUCCGGGGAUCUGAGUGUGGCUUUAUACAGACACUUCCUUUCCCUACAUGAUGGGGAGACCUGCUCAGAUGUCUCAGGAGAACUCCGUUUCCUCUGCUGUGACAUAGAUCCAGUCCUGGUGGAGAGAGCUGAGAAAGAAUGCCCUUUUCCUGAUGCCUUGACCUUUAUCACCCUGGACUUCAUGAAUCAAAGCACCCGGAAAGUUCUCUUAAGCUCUUUCCUAAGCCAGUUUGGACGCUCAGUUUUUGACAUUGGCUUCUGCAUGUCAGUAACCAUGUGGAUUCAUCUGAACCAUGGAGACCAGGGCCUGUGGGAGUUCUUGGCUCACCUUUCCUCCCUUUGCCGCUACCUCCUGGUGGAGCCACAGCCCUGGAAGUGUUACCGGGCAGCUGCAAGGCGUGUCCGGAAGCUGGGCCUCCACAAUUUUGACCACUUCCGCUCCCUUGCCAUCCGAGGUGAUAUGGCCAAUCAGAUUAUACAGCUCUUGACCCAGGACCAUGGCAUGGAAUUAGUAUGCUGUUUUGGCAGCACCAGCUGGGACCGAAGCCUUUUGCUUUUCAGAGCAAAGCGCACCAUAGAAACUCAUCCAAUUCCUGAGUCUCUGAUAGAAGAAGGAGAUGAAAGGGACAGAUUAAAAUUCUGGAAACAGUGAGAUGGAACCAGAAAAGAGAUAUUGUAAGGGUUUUAUACUAAAAAUUAAGUAUUAAUUAACUCCUCACAGAUAG
Molecule: messenger RNA, 965 nt
Organism: Talpa occidentalis (Iberian mole)
Lineage: Eukaryota; Metazoa; Chordata; Mammalia; Eulipotyphla; Talpidae
Gene: BCDIN3D
Product: BCDIN3 domain containing RNA methyltransferase
Exons: 2
Coding region: 14-892 (292 amino acids)
Biological process (GO): miRNA metabolic process; negative regulation of pre-miRNA processing
Cellular component (GO): cytoplasm
Molecular function (GO): RNA methyltransferase activity; O-methyltransferase activity
Source: RefSeq, a predicted model, not a curated record